UUGCUUUAGAUGAACAAGUGGAUCGAUUGCUAGCCACAACUGAAAAAGAUUCUGCGAGCGUCGAUUCUCUUUUUCCAGUACCUAUAUCUAAUUCCGGGUUUAAACUUUCGAAGUGCGUAAAGAUGUUCAAAAUCUCAACAUGGGUCAUCCUCGGCGGCCUGCGUUGUCUUCGAGUCAGUGAGUUCUUUGGGGUCCCGCACUCACAAGUCCCCCCCACUUCUCUCAGCCCAUCCUUCCCUCAGCCAGUUCUCUCUCUUUCUCUUCUCGCGUGAGGCUCUCGCUCUUUGGGAUUCUAGUUUCUUCCCUUUUCUCUCCGAAGAAUAUAUUCUUUACUAUCAAAUUCAAUGGCUUUCGUUAGAGCUCUCUCUCUCCAAAACGCAUGAACGCAAUUGCGACCCAAGAAGAAUCUAAAAGUGGCUGUUCUUUAUUCUUCUCUGUCUUUCCUUUGCUCUGCCCCCUGAUCUGAAGAAGAUAAAAUUUUGGGGGUCAAAGAACAACCCAGAUAUGGAAACUGCAGUUCUGGAUGAUGUAAUUAAUAGGCUCCUUGAAGUUAGAGGGAGCCCGGGGAAGCAGGUCCUGCUUUCUGAGGCUGAGAUCAAGCAGCUUUGCGUUGUCUCUAAGGACAUAUUUUUGAGGCAGCCUAAUCUUUUGGAGCUUGAAGCUCCCAUCAAGAUCUGCGGGGAUAUUCAUGGUCAGUAUUCUGAUCUUCUGAGGCUUUUUGAGUAUGGUGGAUUUCCUCCGCGCUCUGAUUACUUAUUCUUGGGGGAUUAUGUAGAUCGUGGAAAGCAAAGCCUUGAAACAAUAUGCCUUCUCCUUGCAUAUAAAAUAAAAUAUCCAGAAAACAUUUUCCUUUUGAGGGGAAACCACGAAUGUGCUUCUAUAAACCGCAUCUAUGGUUUUUACGAUGAGUGUAAACGAAGAUUUAACGUUGGAAUCUGGAAAAUAUUCACAGAUUGUUUCAAUUGCCUACCUGUGGCAGCUCUUAUUGAUGGAAAGAUACUCUGCAUGCAUGGGGGACUUUCUCCUGACUUGCACAAUUUGGAUCAGAUAAGGAAUUUUCGGAGGCCUUGUGAAGUUCCAGACACUGGUUUACUAUGUGAUAUUCUCUGGUCUGAUCCUAGUAAAGAUAUUCAGGGGUGGCGGACGAAUGAUAGGGGAGUUUCCUAUAUCUUUGGUGCUGAUAUAGUGACAGAAUUUCUUCAGAAGCAUGAUAUCGACUUAAUUUGCCGAGCUCACCAGGUCGUGGAAGAUGGAUAUGAGUUCUUUGCUAGUAAACAACUUGUAACCAUAUUUUCUGCACCUAAUUAUUGUGGAGAGUUUGACAAUGCUGGUGCCAUUAUGAGUAUAGAUGAGACUCUAAUGUGCUCUUUCCAAAUAUUAAAGCCUUAAGAUAAAAGGUCAAUGUUUGGCUUUGGGAACACAUCUUCAGCUAAGUCUGGUACUACAACAAAAAUAAAGGUAUUUUUAUUCCAAAUCGCCUAUCUUACAGUAAUAGUGACAAAUAAUCCUCCUGAAACCAUGUUGAAGUACCAUGAUCUGCUUUCUUCCCUGCACCCCCAACUGCAAAAAAAAAAAAAAAAAAGUGGUGGGAAAAAGAAAAAUAAAGGUCCCUAACAAAAAUAAAUAAAUAAAGGCAUUCAGGUCUUUUAACUAUCAAACAUUGAUCCAUUGCUUGACCAAAUCUUGGGUCAAACAAAUCAGAGAAUUUGAUCGAUUGUCUUGCUCUCAAUAUAAAUUUGACCCGGUCUUGUUGCUUUAGGCACCCACGAUUAUGGUAUAUGUCACUAAGGAUUCAGGGUAGCCCGGGUGCAAGCUCAAAUGCAUGAUGUCGGAAAAAAACUACCAUCUAGUUGUUGCAGUCUCUGAUAGCUCUUCACUCCUAAGACAUCCCAAAGUGUUUCAGUGUGUCCAAGAUGGGAGUUCGACACCUUUUCUUUAUCAAAAUUUGCUACAAAUUACAUUCAUUAUUCUUGUUAAGAAUAUAAUACAAAUAAAAGUUUUUGGUAUAAGUGAAGAUUUCACAUGGUAUAAUAGGCAAAUGUUCUGAGUUCAAACCCAGACUCUAUACUUUAUCCUAUUUAAUUAAAUAUUUUACGUGUUGAGCCCACUCAUUGAGAGGGAGUUUGGCCCACACCUGAUAGGAAGAGCUAGAUUUAAUUAUUUGUAUCAUAUUCAUAAUAAUUCUUUGCUCUCACUGUUCUCCUGUAGUGGUUGUCUCAUUCAUAGAGAUUUUCUCUUUCUUGUUGCUAUGUAUUAGGCUAGAAAUUACCUUGCACUUUGACAUUAAUACAUUUGACCCCUAAUGGUCCUAUCUAACACUCCAAUUUGUUUUCCCCUUCCUUUAGUCGUUUCUUGGUGCCAAGGUAUGAGAAAUUCGCUAAGGAAAAAUCUGAAGGAGGAAGC
Messenger RNA from Juglans microcarpa x Juglans regia, 2403 nucleotides. Its product is annotated as serine/threonine-protein phosphatase PP1-like. Gene Ontology annotation, molecular function: protein serine/threonine phosphatase activity. Bases 505 to 1389 code for a protein of 294 amino acids. Gene Ontology annotation, cellular component: cytoplasm; nucleus. Lineage: Eukaryota; Viridiplantae; Streptophyta; Magnoliopsida; Fagales; Juglandaceae. The record is from RefSeq and is a predicted model, not a curated record. The transcript is spliced from 4 exons.